CCAUGAGGACCAAGCACGUGAACGCGCUGAUCGCCCUGGCCGCCGUCAUGCUCUUAAGCUUUUCCUGCUUUUGCAUCUCCAGGAUGACUCGAAUCAGUAAUCAAUUAAUUAAUUGUAGAAACCAUAUUUUGGAGUUUAAGGAAAAAAUGCUACAUUUAAAAAACAAAACUGAAAGAAACCACCAAGAACUGACCAAAGCCUUGAGUAAAAUGAAGUAUGAAAUGACACAGAGAAAAAAUAUGUCCAUAAACUUAGUUGAGAAGAAAAUGAAUACAUUGGGUAAGAAUGAAACAACAUCUAAUACAUUUGAAAUCCUAAAGUUCUUUUUUCCUCAUCUAAGGAAAGUAGACAGAAUUUAUCCUGAUGUAAUCAUUGGCAAAGAGAAAACAGGUGUCUCUUUCGCACUGGGCAUUUCCACUGUUAACAGAGGAAAUCAAAGUUACCUGAAGCAAACACUGAAUUCUCUCGUCUCCAGGAUGACUCCUUCAGAAGAGAAGGACUCUGUGGUGAUUGUCUCUGUCUCAGAUAGAAAUGAAGAUUAUUUAAAAUCUGUUGUUGGCAUGAUUACAAAAAGAUUCAAAAGGCAACUAAGGUCUGGAUCCUUAGAAAUCAUUUCAAUACCUGCCUUUUUUUAUCCAAACAUAUCACAUGUCAAGGAGUCAACUGACGACUCAGGAAAGUCAGAGAGUAAGUGCAUCAAACAAGUACUGGAUUUUUGUUUUUUGAUGCUGUAUGCCCAACCCAAGGCCAUGUAUUAUUUACAGCUAGAAGAUGAUAUCAUAGCUAAAAAGAUGUACUUUACAAAAAUCACAGAUUUUGUGCAUAAUAUCACUUCAAAAAAUUGGUUUUAUAUUGAGUUUUCAAUUCUUGGAUUCAUAGGAAAGCUGUUUAAAUCUCAGGACUUACCUGACUUUGUACGUUUUUUUUUAAUGUUCUAUAAAGAUAAACCCAUAGACUUGCUCUUGAGGGACAUUUUUCAGGUAAAGAUGUGUAACCCAGGAGAAAAUCCCGAAAAAUGCGCAGAACGAAAUAAGCAAAUUCGUAUUCGAUAUAAACCUUCUCUUUUCCAGCAUGUGGGUAUACAGUCAUCAUUCCCUGGAAUAGAACAAUACUCCAAAGAUAUUUAUUAUUAGGAGUUUCAUAAUUCAAAUACCUUCUUUAAAAAUGAUCAGCAUCAUUCUUUGGAAAAAACGUCAUAAUAAGGAUUAGUCUUAGUUCUCAACUUUCUUCAUAGUGGAUAAAAGGACUAUAUCAUAUAAAAAAAUUUAAGCCUUUGAUAAUAUAGUGAAAAUAAGAUAAGCAUAACAAGAAAAAACUCUGUAAUACCUUGGAACCUCAUCUUUCAGAAAUGAUAAUAAUGAAAAUGCAAAAUUGUAUAGAAGAGGAGAAAACAAUAAACAAACUACUAGGCUUGAAAGUAUUAACUACCUCUUAUGUCAAGAAAAAUUAGAAUAUUUGUUUAUGAUGUUUGUACCAUUACUAUUACAAUUUAGUUUAAAAAUAGUAAAGGCAGGUAAGUUUUUGAAAUUAAGAAAUGCAUUUUGUUGACUUAGAUAGUGAUGCUAUCACAUAAUCUCAAUAAAUAGCUACAAGUUUAGAAGCUUGUCAUUGUCACAGACAGGUUCUGUGUAAAUUGGCAAAUGUUCUUACCCAUUUUGUAGGACAUCUAAAGUAAUAGAAAGCACAAUAUAAGCAA
Molecule: messenger RNA, 1696 nt
Organism: Callorhinus ursinus (northern fur seal)
Lineage: Eukaryota; Metazoa; Chordata; Mammalia; Carnivora; Otariidae
Gene: MGAT4D
Product: MGAT4 family member D
Biological process (GO): protein N-linked glycosylation
Cellular component (GO): Golgi stack; endoplasmic reticulum; endoplasmic reticulum-Golgi intermediate compartment
Molecular function (GO): acetylglucosaminyltransferase activity
Source: RefSeq, a predicted model, not a curated record